Molecule: messenger RNA, 694 nt
Organism: Cylicocyclus nassatus
Lineage: Eukaryota; Metazoa; Nematoda; Chromadorea; Rhabditida; Strongylidae
Source: the annotation of a GenBank genome assembly
CAGAAAUGAGUUCCUCUGGCGCUGACGGAAAAGAGGCGAAAACUUAUGGAGGUUGCGAAGGUCCUGAUGCUACCUAUGUCAAGCUGGUCAGCAGUGAUGGCCACCAGUUCUUCAUUAAAAAGGAGCUUGCUCUCACUUCCGGUACCAUUAAAGCAAUGCUAAGUGGACCCGGGCAAUACUCCGAAAAUGAAAGCAAUGAAGUGAAUUUCCGUGAGAUACCAUCACACGUCCUCCAAAAAGUUUGCCAGUAUUUUGCGUAUAAGGUUCGCUAUACGAGUUCGGCAACUGAGAUCCCGGAAUUCAACAUUACUCCCGAAGUCGCGCUCGAAUUGCUCAUGGCUGCCAAUUUUCUCGACUGUUAAAGUGUCAUGCUUCAAAAACGAUCUUUUGUAAGAUAGCAUAAACACUACUUCUUUUUGACAUUUGCUUGUUUAUUACCCGCGAUCGAUUGUAGGCUAUAAGGGCCGUUCUGGUACCGGUUCGUUCUCCCUUACGUUUUACAUGUAAUCUGCAACCAUAAUUUGCUGCGUCAAAGUUGAGGUUGAUGUGCGAAUGUUUUUGAUUAGCUAUUCAUUGACCUCCUACCCCUGUAAUUGUGAUGUUUAUGGGUCGUACCCUAUCCGAUUUUACAUAUGUACAAUCAAUCAUUGUUGUAUCUAAUAGUUGUGCUACAAAUUGCUGAGUAAUUGUGAUG